AUGGCAGAACCUAUGAGAAAACGAAUUGCAGCAAUUGCUGUCUUCCUUUUGUUUAUAUACGUUACUGAUGAGCUUUUUAGUCCUCACAACAAAAGAUUGAGGCACCCCACCACCAAACAAAACUCAGAAACACUUGAAACGUAUAAUGUUACAAUUGAAGCACAAGAAUAUGAAUCUGAAGCGUUAAAAAGGGAUUAUUUAGGGACAUGACAGUCAUUUUCAAAUGGCAAAGCACUUGACUUAUUUGAUUCUGCAAAAGGGAGAGCGCUCUAUAAACAUUUUAAAGAUAAUUCAAACCAUACCAUAAAUCGAUUCAUUAUGUGUGAUGGAAUGUGAGAAAGCGAUGACAAAUAUAUGCUGAUUACCAAGGGAGCGCAAUUUAAUGAGAGUACACAAACAAUUGUGAGCAAUAAUGGUAUAAUUAUAAUUCCUAGCAACUAUAAAAAUAUUACUAUAUGUGAAGGAGCCAGCAAAAUUGUAUCAGAAAAAGACAAAAAAGAGAAAUACAAGAUGCAGAUUUCGAUGAAAAGCAAUAAUUGUACUUUAGACUUAAAUUUUAAGCUAGAAGAACAUACAAAGAAUGAACAAUUGUCUGAGGCUUUACCGUAUAUUAUUUUAGUAUCAACAACAACGAUAAUGCUUAUUGUAGUUUUUGCUAAGCAUACUAAGGACUGUUUUGCAGAGAGUCAUGCUAAGAAAACAUCAAUAGUCACUCUGGGUAUGCAAGCAGCAAUGGAUUUCUUUAUGUGUAUUUGAAAUAUAAGGCUGACUUUUGAUCACCCAAAAUGUUUUGACUAUUUUACCAUAGCAUCAAUUUUGUCCUUUUCUCUAUUUGUUAUAAUUCAAGGAAGACUGCUGCAAUUUGUGUGGAGGGCUCAACAUACAGAACUACUAGACAUAAGCACAGAGACUUUUAGAAGAAAUUAUGCCAUUUUUCAGUCCCGAUUUCUUUUACUGGUCACAAUUAAAACGGAGGUUCCGAUAUAGGAGGCAGUUGGGAAAAAGAGUGCUCAUUGAAGCUGGAGGUGAGUAGAAAUUUUAACGGUCCUAAAACUGCCAAUCCGUUGCUCAGAGCGGAAGUCUUAUCUACGUAGAAGACUUAAGAAAACAGAGAGUUACUUAUGAAUUAUCUUAAUAACUAGCUAUCUUUUACUGGUUAUGGUAUCUGUCAUUUUGUCAACAAUUUUUGAGUCUAUGUUUUACGUCACAAUUUUUAUUUUCCACAGCUUUUUUAUCCCUCAAAUAAUUCACAACGCAAGAUAUGGGUACAAAAACUCAUUCAGGAAGUCUAUGCUAUACAUAAUCUUCAUUUGUAGAACUUCUAUUGUACUUUAUGUGUUUGGCUGUCCAAAAAAUUAUUUUGUAUAUGAGCCGAAGCCAUUAUAUUGCAUUUCACUUGUCACCCACCUUACGAUCCAAUUUUUGAUUUUAUUGAAACAAAGUUCAUCAGGGACAAGAUUUUUUAUACCGAAAGCACUGAGACCAGCUGCAUAUAGCUACUAUAAAACCCCUGAAGAAGAAAGAAUCAUUGAAGCCAAUACAGACUGUAUCAUUUGUAUGACACCUUUGAAUUUGCAAGGCAAAGAAAUGCAUGACGUGGUCGAUUUUACGAAAACUAUGCAUACACCUUGUAACCAUAUGUUUCAUCAAGAUUGUUUGACGAACUGGAUGACGAUAAAGAUGGAAUGCCCUACAUGUAGAGGAACGUUACCUCCAUUAGAUGAAUGGUAA
Blepharisma stoltei is the source of this 1731-nucleotide messenger RNA. NCBI's taxonomy places the organism in Eukaryota, Ciliophora, Heterotrichea, Heterotrichida, Blepharismidae. The record is from the annotation of a GenBank genome assembly.